ACCUUCCUGUAUCAUGCUGUCAUGUGUCACUUUCGAGGUUAUAUUGUAAAAAGGUUAGAUUUUUAGCUUGUCUCCGUCGUGGUUUGAAUUUCUCAACUGAAUGCAAUUAUUCCCAAUUUAACUGCAAUGGAACAAGCAUUUGGGUAUACUCCUACACAAUCGGAACAAAAAAUAUUAUGUUGCGAGUGUGGUGUUCCAAUCGAGCCGAACCCGGCGAAUAUGUGCGUCGCUUGCUUACGUUCACACGUUGAUAUAACGGAAGGAAUUCCCAAACAAGCGACUUUGCAGUUUUGUCGCGGUUGCGAACGUUACUUUCAACCGCCUUCGGAGUGGGUUAGUUGUAGUUUAGAAUCGCGCGAGCUUCUUUCCUUAUGCUUAAAAAAGCUGAAAGGUUUGAAUCGUGUUAAGCUGGUUGACGCUAGCUUCGUAUGGACAGAACCACAUUCUAAACGUAUUAAGGUGAAGUUGACAGUGCACGGUGAAGUUCUCGGAGGUGCCAUGCUUCAACAAGUUUUUAUUGUGGAGUACACUGUGAGCCAUCAAAUGUGCACAGAUUGUCACAGAAAUGAGGCGCAAAAUUAUUGGCGUGCGUCUGUGCAAGUUCGGCAAAAAUCUGAGAAUAAGAAAACAUUUUAUUAUCUUGAGCAGUUGAUUUUGAAACAUAAAGUUCACGACAACACGCUGGGAAUUAAACCCGUGCAUGAGGGACUUGAUUUUUAUUACGCUACUGAGUCGCACGCUAGGAAAAUGGUUGAUUUUCUAAAUGCGGUCUUACCUUGUAAAUAUCAACACUCGAAGAAGUUAAUUUCUCACGAUGUCCAUAGCAAUGUUUAUAAUUACAAGUUUACCUACUCCGUUGAUAUUGUACCAGUUUCGAAAGAUAGCAUCGUAUGCCUUCCAAAAAAGUUAACCCAUCAACUUGGAGGAAUUUCACCAAUUUGUUUGGUGUAUCGUGUGUCCAACACCCUGCAUUUGAUUGAUCCAUCAACAGCACAAAUUGCUGAAGUCAGUAGCACUAUCUUUUGGCGUUACCCAUUUAAGAGCAUUUGUAAUCCAAGGCAACUGGUUGAAUAUGUUGUGAUGGACAUUGAGCCAAUUUUGGACAAAAAUCGUACACAUUUCCCUGGCCAGGGUGCCAUUUCAAGCAAGCACAUUUUGUCAGAUGUAUGGCUUGUGAGAGCUUCGGAAUUGGGCAUCAAUGAUAAUACAAUCCACAGUCGUACACAUUUGGGACAUAUUCUUAAACCCGGCGAUUCUGCAUUUGGUUACAAUUUAGAAGACAGCAAUAUAAAUGAUACAAAUUUUGAAAAUUUGGACAAAAACCAAAUACCCGAUAUCAUAUUGGUGAAAAAAUGUUAUGCAAACAAGCAGCGGCAACGCAUUUGGAAAUUGAAACAUCUCACCAAUGAAGUUACCGCAUUUGAUACCGAUACUAAUGAUUACCAUGAAUUCUUGAAUGAGUUGGAGAUGGAUCCAGAAAUGCGUCAAAAUGUUAACAUCUUUAAGGAUUCGUCUAAACAAAUUCCUGUCGACGAAUAUGACACAUAUACUGGUAACGGGCCGUACAUUACUUUGGAGGAAAUGCUAGAUGAUUUGGCUAUUGAUGAUGUUGAAAUGGCUGAAUAAAUGACUCAAUUUUA
Photinus pyralis (common eastern firefly) is the source of this 1640-nucleotide messenger RNA. RefSeq names its product 60S ribosomal export protein NMD3 (gene Nmd3). Gene Ontology annotation, cellular component: cytoplasm; nucleus. Gene Ontology annotation, molecular function: ribosomal large subunit binding. The record is from RefSeq and is a predicted model, not a curated record. Bases 127 to 1626 code for a protein of 499 amino acids. Lineage: Eukaryota; Metazoa; Arthropoda; Insecta; Coleoptera; Lampyridae. Gene Ontology annotation, biological process: ribosomal large subunit export from nucleus. The transcript has 7 exons.